Messenger RNA from Anthonomus grandis grandis, 1130 nucleotides. Its product is annotated as isopentenyl-diphosphate Delta-isomerase 1-like. Gene Ontology annotation, molecular function: isopentenyl-diphosphate delta-isomerase activity. Gene Ontology annotation, biological process: isoprenoid biosynthetic process; isopentenyl diphosphate biosynthetic process. Gene Ontology annotation, cellular component: cytoplasm. The transcript is spliced from 4 exons. NCBI's taxonomy places the organism in Eukaryota, Metazoa, Arthropoda, Insecta, Coleoptera, Curculionidae. The record is from RefSeq and is a predicted model, not a curated record. The coding region runs from base 263 to 1033 and encodes 256 amino acids.
CCUUUUUAUUUUAGUUCAAGUUCAAGAAUUCUGUCAAAACACAAGUGAAUUGCUCGGCAACCAAACCCUCAAUUAGUGAAAGUUUCUUCGAAUUUCAGUUUGAAAACUUGCACAUCUGAUUUCCUGAUUUGUGAUGACCAUUAACAUCAUCAUUGCCACUUUCUACUUGGCAAAGACGCGGAUCUAUUGCCUUCAAUUUGGGGCCCUGAUUAUUAUAAACUCCUCCAUUCUUUUUAGACAUUAAACAACCACCUACCUAAAAAUGCUCUCCUCAAUUGGCCGCAAUAUUUCAAGACAUUUCUGCAAAAACUUCACAAGCUCCGCAUUUGCAAGUGUGGCUGCUAACUCCAAGACAUCAGAUGUCGAUCCGCAACAUGAGGCCAUGCUUAAAGAUCAAUGUUUUCUGGUGGAUGAGAAUGAUAAAAUCAUAGGGCAGGCCAGCAAAAGAGAUUGCCAUCUGGUCAGUAAGGAUGGCACCAUACCUUUACAUAGGGCAUUUAGUGUGUUUUUAUUUAAUAAGAAAGGGGAUCUUUUGCUGCAAAAGAGAAGUUCAGAAAAGUUAACAUUUCCAGAUUGCUACACAAAUUCUUGUUGUAGCCACCCAUUAGCUAAUUUUCCAGGCGAGGAAGAGGAACAAGAUUCUUUAGGUGUUAAAAAAGCUGCUUUGAGAAGACUUAAUUUUGAAUUAGGAAUUCCUUUGGACUCUAUUGGUAUAGAUAAUAUACAUUAUAUUACACGGGUACAUUAUUUUGAUGAAGGUAAUGGAAAAUAUGGAGAGCAUGAAAUAGACUAUGUCUUGUUCAUUCAGCAAGAUGUCAAAUUGAAACCCAAUUCCCAUGAAGUUUCAGAAAUAAGUUUUAUUCCUAGAACUGAAUUUGAUGAUUUCAUACCUACUUUGACAGGCCAAUGGACCCCUUGGUUUGCUUUAAUUUUAAAACAUAGGUUAAAGUAUUGGUGGGAUAAUCUGAACAAUUUGGAGGAAAUCAAAGAUCACAGUAAAAUAUUAAGAUUUACUAAAAAACCUGAAAAAUAAACCCAAUAGUUAGAUUUAAUAGGAGGCAUUAAAAACCUAGUCAAGAAAUAAUUUUAUUUUGAAAUUGUAGCUAAAUAAAUUGGGAUUUGAACAAUUG